This is a messenger RNA of Colletotrichum phormii, 729 nucleotides long. RefSeq lists its product as uncharacterized. The transcript has 3 exons. Lineage: Eukaryota; Fungi; Ascomycota; Sordariomycetes; Glomerellales; Glomerellaceae. Bases 1 to 729 code for a protein of 242 amino acids. The record is from RefSeq and is a predicted model, not a curated record.
AUGUCUGGAGGGUCUUGUUUUCUUAAGAGAGGGCAGUACGAGAACGCGAUAGUGAGCGCGCUCGCUGUAAUAGGCAUCCGGGCCGAUGGUGGCUGGAUGGAUAUUACCGACUAUAUAAUAAAGUAUUCGGCGAUCAUUAAAGUAGCACGUAUGUUAGUCGUUUAUAAGGCAUAUACGCAGAGGCAAUACGAUGUCGCUCGUCAGGCCGCUACGACGGACGAGGGGGCGGCCGAUGAUGGCAUAGAGAGUCUCUUUGUCUACGUCCGUCGCAUGGUACAGAGGUUCAUGACGCGUACGCCCGGGGCCCCCCAAGCCGAGCCAACACCGAUGGAUUGGAUUCUCGAGACGCGGACGUAUGGCAUGCACAUACAGUAUAACACGCCGGCAGACGGCGUAAUCGACUGGGUAGGCGACCGCAUAUCGUAUCGGCGCGUACGGUUUACCAUGGACCAGUUAUCGGACAUGCUCCACGGCGUCGUCGACGAGGCCAGGCUGCUAUUAGCGCAGCUCACGAUGGUCACAGGCGGGGACGAGCAGGGCGACGCAGUGUCGGACAGCAGCCAGGCGAGGAGCUGUCUAGACGAAGCGCUGCCGCGUAUUCACUGGCCGUCGAUCGAGGACGACCAUAGCGAGACCCGAGAGGGUUACUCGUUUCUAUACGACGACCGCAACGCGUGGCUGAGGGAAGGGGACGGGGGGCCAGCCGGGACGGGCGACGGAGAUGGGUAG